Piliocolobus tephrosceles (Ugandan red Colobus) is the source of this 3131-nucleotide messenger RNA. It is a transcript of the gene PTPN18, whose product is annotated as protein tyrosine phosphatase non-receptor type 18. Gene Ontology annotation, biological process: protein dephosphorylation. Gene Ontology annotation, cellular component: cytoplasm; nucleus. Gene Ontology annotation, molecular function: non-membrane spanning protein tyrosine phosphatase activity. Bases 677 to 1915 code for a protein of 412 amino acids. The record is from RefSeq and is a predicted model, not a curated record. Lineage: Eukaryota; Metazoa; Chordata; Mammalia; Primates; Cercopithecidae. The transcript is spliced from 16 exons.
GGCGCGCCCCGGCCGUGGCCCCGCGGACUUCGGUCCUUCGCCCCCAGCGGGCUCUGCCUUUCUAUCUCGGUGUCCAGGGUGUCUCCCCGCCUCGGAGCAUCUCUCCGUGUGCCUCUCCCCGGCACUUCUCUUCGCUCUUGCUGCCUCCGUCUUCACCCUCUGCCCACCCGCCCGGAGCGCGGCCAGGCCUGGAUGGACCGUGCACACCGGGGUCCGCGUCGCGCUCCCGGAACAACCUGGCUGCGGGCGGGACGGGCGGGGCGGGCGCCGCAGGGGAGGGGGGUCCUGCUAUACUGGACAGCCCCGGCCCCGCCGCUCCUGGCGACCUGACUGUCCCCUGUGACCACAGCAAGGAAGGGGCUGCAGCAGGGCGAAGAGGAACGCGGAGGCGUGGCGUGGUGACGGUGUGAACGCGGGGCCCGAAUCCGCGUGUGGUCCCGGCGGUCUACCUGGCCCCACUGACCUCGGCUUCUCCCUUGGUGAAAUGGGGACAUGAAUGACCAAAGGAUUGAAUGUUAUUGCUUACAGGACAGUGUUACAGAUUGAGUGUGCAGGGGGUGGGUGCCGAGAGGUCUGAGUUCAACCCUCACCAUGUGACUUCCUGGUUGGGAACUUCCACAAGUCGCUGAACCACGUGGAUAUCCAGGCCUGCUCGGCCGCCUGGAAGGCUGAUGGCAUGUGCUCCACCAAGGCUGGCAGUCGGCCAGAGAACAUGAGGAAGAACCGCUACAAAGACGUGCUGCCAUAUGAUCAGACCCGAGUAAUCCUCUCCCUGCUCCAGGAAGACGGACACAGCGACUACAUUAAUGGCAACUUCAUCCGGGGUGUGGAUGGAAGCCUGGCCUACAUUGCCACUCAAGGACCCUUGCCUCACACCCUGCUAGAUUUCUGGAGACUGGUCUGGGAGUUUGGGGUCAAGGUGAUCCUGAUGGCCUGCCGAGAGAUAGAGAACGGGCGGAAAAGGUGUGAGCGGUACUGGGCCCAGGAGCAGGAGCCAGUGCAGACUGGGCUUUUCUGCAUCACUCUGAUAAAGGAGAAGUGGCUGAAUGAGGACAUCAUGCUGAGGACCCUCAAGGUCACAUUCCAGAAGGAGUCCCGUUCUGUGUCCCAGCUACAGUAUAUGUCCUGGCCAGACCGUGGGGUCCCCAGCAGUCCUGACCACAUGCUUGCCAUGGUGGAGGAAGCCCGUCGCCUCCAGGGAUCUGGCCCUGAACCCCUCUGUGUCCACUGCAGUGCGGGCUGUGGGCGAACAGGUGUCCUGUGCACCAUGGAUUACGUGAGGCAGCUGCUCCUGACCCAGAUGAUCCCACCUGACUUCAGCCUCUUUGAUGUGGUCCUUGAGAUGAGGAAGCAGCGGCCUGCGGCCGUGCAGACAGAGGAGCAGUACAGGUUCCUGUACCACACAGUGGCCCAGAUGUUCUGCUCCACGCUCCAGAAUGCCAGCCUCCACUACCAGAACAUCAAAGAGAAUUGUGCCCCACUCUACGACGAUGCCCUGUUCCUCCGGACUCCCCAGGCACUUCUCGCCAUACCCCGCCCACCAGGAGGGGUCCUCAGGAGCAUCUCGGUGCCCGGGUCCCCGGGCCACGCCAUGGCUGACACCUACGCGGUGGUGCAGAAGCGCGGGGCUCCAGCGGGCGCCGGGCCGGGGACGGAGACCGGGACGGGGGCGCGCAGCGCGGAGGAGGUGCCGCUCUACAGCCAGGUGACGCCGCGCGCCCAGCGGCCCGGGGCGCACGCGGAAGACGUGCGGGGCACGGUGCCUGGCCGCGUUCCUGCUGACCAAAGUCCUGCCGCAUCUGGCGCCUACGAGGACGUGGCGGGUGGAGCUCAGACCGGUGGGCUGGGUUUCAACCUGCGCAUUGGGAGGCCGAAGGGGCCCCGGGACCCCCCUGCAGAGUGGACCCGCGUGUGAGUCUGCGCCAGCUCCUGCCUGUUGCAUCGUGUGAGCUCGGACUGCUGAUGUCCCGGCGCUGCUGAGCGCCGUGUGCAGAAUGGAAACUGUGCGCCUGAAUCAAAAUUAAAGUUCCUUAGGGUGGGAAAUGCGGGGGCUUUGCCCCAGUGACUGUAGAAUUCAAGGCUGGAGGCUGGAGGAAGCAGGUUUGGUAUAAUGGCUGGUGAGGCUACACGGAGCAGAUUCAACAAAGAAGAUCGGGAAGGGGCCUGGCCCCUGAGUUACGAAGGAGAGACUGGAGAGAUGAGCUUCCAGAGACUGCUCUCCUCACCACAUAACGCACUGGUCCAUCCUCAGCACCUGAGCCUGCCUCACUUGAACACUCAGGGGACCACACAGAGAAAUGGAUGGACCCCUCGCCAUCCAGGCAGACCGAUAAAAAGACCUCCAGGUAGGCAGAUAGACGGAUGGACCACCAACCUGGACAGACAGCCAAACCUUCAGAGAUACAGGCCACAGGUGGACAAAGGGACCCCCAGCCAGAGAGACCACCAAACAGAGCCCCCAAAAGACAGAUACCUCUGCCGGCUGGACAGCCAGGUGGACCCCUAAAUUAGACAGAUGUAAACAGAUCCCUAGCUGAACAGACACACAGACUUCUCAGACCCUACCCCAUCCCCCAGGUGGGCUGGCUGGCUGAAAAGACCUUCUGGCCAGACUCCUAACCAACCAGAUAGACUGCCAGACAGACAUCAGCCACAUGGAAUCCUGACAUCCCAGCCAGCCAGCCAGACUCUCAUCUUGAUGGGUGAACCCCAGUUGGUUGGUCACACAUGAUCCUCCGGAUUGACAGAGAAGUCCCCCAAAUGAGUACAUAUCUCCAGCUAUUCACACAGAUGGACCCCCAGCAAAUCAGGCCCUAUCUAGACCCCAGCCAAACAGACCCCCAACCAGACUGACCCCUUGCUGUUCACACAGCCUCCGGAGUAGCUGGGACUACAGGUCGAAUUUUUUUUUUUUUUUAGAGAUGAGUUUGUCAUGUUGCCCAGGCUAGUCUCGAACUCCUGAGCUAAAGCAAUCCUCCUGACUUAGCCUCCCAAAGUGCUGAGAUUAUAGGUGUGAGCCACCAGGCUCAGCCCUGUAAGAUUUGAAACACUUUAAAUGGCCCACAGUAGGAUUCCUGCUAGGAUAAAACAUUAAGCAGCUGUUUUAAAAAAAAAAAAAAAAAAAAAAAAAA